AUGCCGCAUCGUCGGGGCGGUCAACGUCCCCGUUUUGUCCGUACACAACACCGUCGCGCAGCCCAUCGUCUCGCAGGAGGCCAAAUCCCGCACGAGAUUCCCAUCGUGGAGCAUUUGUCGCAUGCUGUAGGCGAGGGAAAGGGUCACCGACAGCGGCAGCCCCUCCGGCACCGCCACCACCACCAUCGCAAUUGCCGUCAUGAGAUCCUCCCCGACCAUCCGCAGGGCGAAAAUCGCCCCGUACACGAAAUAAUCGUAAAGCUGCUUAAAAAGCAGGACCGAAAAGGUGCUGACGGCCACUAA
Messenger RNA from Phytomonas sp. Hart1, 303 nucleotides. The record is from the annotation of a GenBank genome assembly. NCBI's taxonomy places the organism in Eukaryota, Euglenozoa, Kinetoplastea, Trypanosomatida, Trypanosomatidae.